Cucurbita maxima (winter squash) is the source of this 1287-nucleotide messenger RNA. RefSeq names its product probable enoyl-CoA hydratase 2, mitochondrial. The record is from RefSeq and is a predicted model, not a curated record. Gene Ontology annotation, cellular component: mitochondrion. The coding region runs from base 51 to 995 and encodes 314 amino acids. Lineage: Eukaryota; Viridiplantae; Streptophyta; Magnoliopsida; Cucurbitales; Cucurbitaceae. Gene Ontology annotation, biological process: fatty acid beta-oxidation. Gene Ontology annotation, molecular function: enoyl-CoA hydratase activity. The transcript has 9 exons.
GCUCUCUUUCUUCACUCUCUCUGCUUUGCGAUCGUCGUUUUGUAUUAAGUAUGGGGGCAUUCAGAGUUCUGUGCGGAAAGCUGAUCAAUCUCAGAACCCAACUCCAUCAUUCUCCUCAGAACCUUUCGAUUCCGGCCACCCUGCCCUUCCGUACAUUUCCAUGGCGGUACACUCAUUGCAGAACUCUCAUUUUGGAGUCGGUGUUUCCUGAGUCUGUCCGUCUUCACCGACUUUCAGACUCCGAUUCUGGUAUUGUUGAGGUACAUUUAGCCAGGCCUGAGGUGAAAAAUGCCAUUGGCAAGGAUAUGCUGAGGGGACUGCGUUAUGCCUUUGAAUCAAUUGAUAGCGAUCCAUCUGCCAAUGUUAUGAUGAUCUGCAGCUCUGUCCCAAAGGUGUUUUGUGCAGGUGCCGAUUUGAAGGAACGUAAGAAGAUGACUGCAUCAGAAGUUCAUUCCUAUGUCACUUCACUGCGGGCUGCAUUCACAUUUCUGGAGGGACUGUGUAUUCCUACUAUUUCAGUUAUUGAAGGAGCAGCAUUCGGUAGUGGACUUGAAAUGGCUCUUGCGUGUGAUCUUCGGAUAUGUGGGGAAGAUGCCAAGCUCAGCUUGCCAGAAACCGGACUGGCUAUAAUUCCUGGGGCAGGUGGGACUGCAAGGCUUCCCAGGCUUGUUGGGAAAUCAAUAGCAAAGGAACUUAUAUUCACUGGUCGUAAGGUCAGUGGCAGAGAUGCUCUAUCUAUAGGUCUUGUCAAUUACUGUGUCCCUGCUGGUGAAGCUUAUGCAAAGGCACUGGAAAUUGCCCAAGAGAUAAAUCAGAAGGGUCCACUAGCAAUAAAGAUGGCAAAGAAGGCGAUCGAUGAGGGGCUCGAGAGAGACCUGGAAUCAGCUAUGGAAGUAGAAGAUGAAUGUUACAAAGAACUCUUAGACACGAAAGAUCGCUUGGAAGGAUUGACAGCAUUUGCCGAGAAGCGCAAGCCGAGAUAUCGAGGAGAAUAGAUAGCUUAGGUACCUGAAAUGAGAGAAGCUGCAGAAGGUGAACCAGUUCAGGUUGUUUAUGUAUUAGUGAUGCUAUUAUAAGCAGCCUUGCAUAGCCUAAUGCUGCACUCAGUGAUAUCUAUGUCCUGAAAUUUAGAAUUGUUCUCUGGUGGGGCUGGCUAGGAGUGCAAGUUGAAAUCGACAAAACCGAUGAACCCGAGUAUAAAAUGGGUUUAGUUCGACUUUGAUUCAGCUCGGUUUCAUCGAUUUUGUUGGUUUAAACUUUGCUCUUAACCUCAAGAAAAUGAGUAAA